Molecule: messenger RNA, 1805 nt
Organism: Daldinia caldariorum
Lineage: Eukaryota; Fungi; Ascomycota; Sordariomycetes; Xylariales; Hypoxylaceae
Exons: 2
Coding region: 97-1338 (413 amino acids)
Biological process (GO): regulation of transcription by RNA polymerase II
Cellular component (GO): nucleus
Molecular function (GO): RNA polymerase II cis-regulatory region sequence-specific DNA binding; DNA-binding transcription factor activity, RNA polymerase II-specific
Source: RefSeq, a predicted model, not a curated record
UUGUUGCACAAUAGCCCAGGUUUCCCCUUUAGCUCUUUUUAUACAACCAACCUUACCGUCUGUUGGAACGCAUCUUGCGUUUGGAUUACAGCCCCGAUGGAUCUAUCACCUCCAUCCUUGACCAGGUCAUCGGCAUCACCUCCAAGUACAAAUUGCUCCGACAGCCCUACUCUGGAUUAUCCCUCACCGGAAUUUGUCGACCCAAUCUACAAGAUCGCUUCCAUGUUUGAGCACUCUUGCGCAACCAUGUCUUCCCAUAUGGGUUCCGAACACUCGCUCCCGCCCCUUGAUGCUAUGACCUCGGCCGGCUGGAGUGGGACUACCGUGAUGCACCACCCUAGCUCAACGUCAACGGCGCCGCACAUGUCGUCGGCCGACUAUGAUCCUUUCGCUCAUUACGAACCUAGCAAUAUGCACGCAUCGUACAGUCAUGAAUUAUACCCGUCUCAUCCUGCUCAGGUACCCGUGCUUUCAAAUAGCGGCACUUCUCCUCCAAUGUCUUCAGCUUCUCGAUCGCCAGACCCGUCAUCGAGACAUGCUUUCAGCUACUCCCACAGCGUCUCGCCGAUACCGCGGAUCAAGAUGGAGAGUGCUGGCGCUCCCGACUAUUCUGGAGCUGAACUAACACAGUAUCCUUCUCCUCGUUCCGCUCACUCGCUGCCUCUGGAACAUAACAGCUACGGGUCGACUGCCGGUAGUUCGGGCUACUUAUCUGAUGUCCCUUCAGGAUCGUGGCCUAGGGCCGAAUACCCUUCGCUCGAGACAGAACAGUACUACGCCGGACCUAACGGGCCCGCGGCGGCAGCUUUCCACGACAGGCGGCAGCUACGUGUGCCGAGGGCGACGAGGAGGCAGCCUCGAAAACUGACGACCAAGGAAGAGGCCAACUUUCAAUGCGAGGUUAAAGGGUGCGGCAAGCUGUUCAGCAGGAGCUACAACUUUAAGGCGCACAUGGAAACUCACGACGAGAAGAGAGAAUAUCCUUUCCCCUGCACGGUUCCGGACUGCAACAAGAAAUUUGUGCGGAAGACGGAUCUGCAAAGGCACAACCAGAGCGUUCAUAUGAAGGAGAAGAACCACAGGUGUGAUUACUGCGGUCGAAUGUUUGCGCGAAAAGAUACCCUUCGAAGGCACAUGGAAGAUGGUUGUUCCAAGCGCUUCGAUUUGGGCACAUUAGACUUGCGCGCCGACGGCUACGACACCUAUCCGGCGCCGACUCGGACGCUCGGCAGCACGCCGGGGCACCUAGUCGCUCCCGCCGCUCAACUACCGCCCAUGACGAUGUCCCAGGCCGGUAACAGUAACCUCCUAGCAUCUAUGUCUUUUACGAAGAGAUGAUAUAUUAGGUACCUACCUAACCUAAGGUACCUUAUAACCUUAACUCGACCAUGAUGACGAUUACGAACGGGGUUUGGACGAACGCGGGAGGGGGAAUAGGUGUGACGGGAGAUUCAACAACAACAUUAUUCUUUCUUCAUUUCUUACUACUUACUACCUACUCACUUGUACGCAUAUCCCUGGGUGUUACCGGAGUUCAGUUCUUACGGGGGAAAACGGGCCAUAGAACUAUUUUACCCCCAGGGCGGAAUCUUUUUCUAUCAUAUCCAGCAUGCUAUAACUUUUUUUUUUCCAUCAUUCACAAUUUCUUCUUCUUUUCUCUUCUUCUACUUUUAUUUUUAUCGUCUUAUUUUUCUUGUAUUACUAGUUAGCAUCAUGGAGAGGUUCAUUCCCAAAGCCUGUUUAAUAAGGCUGGGAAAAAAACAAACCAAGGCGUUCAGGGGACAAUUUCUGGGCAUAGUUAUGUC